AUGAAUAAAAACAAAGGAUAUUUUGCAUGGUUUGUUCAAAUUUUUGAUAACAUCGAAAAAUAUGAGCCAGCAUAUUUUAAAGAGCCAUAUACAGAAUGUGUAAUUGGAUUAGUAAUGCUUCAAGUUCAGACUAUUAGGAGAAUGUAUGAAUGUUUUUUUGUUGAACGGCCUUCAGCUGGUGCUACAAUGCAUGUAGGACUUUAUUUUCUGGGUUUGGCCUUUUAUCUUGUAACUGGAUUGGCUAUAUUGAUUGAGGGCAUUGGAAAUAUCGGAAUUUUGAAUAAUAAAGAUAAAGAAUUUACAAUUCCUUAUACAACCUUUUUAUCCUGGAACAUAUCGUUGGCUAUAUUAAUCUUUAUCUAUGCAUCAUAUCAUCAAUAUAUACUUCACAAAAAUCUUGCUUUGCUUCGUUCCAAAGAUUCCUCUAAAUCAUCAUUAUACUUUAUCCCAAAAGGAGAUUGGUUUGAUUACAUUGCAUCAGCUCAUUAUACGGCUGAAAUUAUAAUUUAUUUUAGUUUUGUCAUUCUUACUAAAGGAUUUAUUUUAACUAUCUGGUUAGUUUUUAUUUGGACAGUUGUUUGUUUGGGAGUUGUUGCAAAAAAUUCUGAUGAAUGGGGAAAAGAAAAGUUUGGUGAAAAUUGGCCUAAAAAUAGAUGGAUUAUUAUGCCUUAUAUUUAUUAG
Racocetra persica is the source of this 681-nucleotide messenger RNA. The record is from the annotation of a GenBank genome assembly. Lineage: Eukaryota; Fungi; Glomeromycota; Glomeromycetes; Diversisporales; Gigasporaceae.